Cooperia oncophora is the source of this 1101-nucleotide messenger RNA. The record is from the annotation of a GenBank genome assembly. Lineage: Eukaryota; Metazoa; Nematoda; Chromadorea; Rhabditida; Trichostrongylidae.
AUGUGGGGAGUGAAUCACACGAUUGGUCAACUGGAACAUGUUCCACCGCCGGGUUUGCUGAUGCCAGAUGAUUUCAAAGCAUACGCGAAAGUCAAGAUCGAUAACCACUAUUUCAAUAAGGACAUCAUGCCAAGUCAUUACAAGGUGAAAGAAUAUUGCCCGAAUGUGUUCCGCAAUCUCCGUGAGCAAUUUGGUGUUGACUCAACUGAGUACCUCCGUUCGCUAACCGCCUAUGAACCGGAGCCGGACCAGCUUGAUGGCUCGAAGACUGGUGCUCCUCCAAGACUUUUCGUCUCAUUUGAUAAGAAGUUUGUUAUAAAGUCGAUGGAUUCUGAAGCGGUUGCAGAAUUGCACUCGGUUCUUAAGGAUUAUCAUGAAUAUGUUGUAGAAAAGCAAGGAAAAACACUACUACCUCAAUAUUUAGCACUUUACAGAUUGACAAUCGAUGGCUCUGAGACUUACCUGAUUGUUAUGCGAAAUGUUUUUGGACGGAAGUACAACGUGCAUACUAAAUUUGAUCUCAAGGGCUCCACGGUAUCGCGUGCAGCAUCUGAGAAGGAGAAGGCAAAAGAAGUACCGACGUUGAAAGAUAACGAUUUCCUGGAGAUGAAUGAAAAGUUGAGUCUACCUGAUGAAACGCGUCACCAGUUGUUGGAUAUGUUGGCUUCUGACACGACUUGGCUAUCGAAAAUGCAUCUAAUGGAUUAUUCCUUACUGUUAGGCAUCCAUGAUUGUGACCGUGCGGCGGAAGAGCUGGCGAAGCGACCAGUAGAGCACGUUAGUGAAGAGUCGGGCGACGAGCUGUGUCCCACUCCGCCAGAGUCUCCUCUCCCUUCAACAGGAGCGUUUCCACCCUUGUCUGGUGGACCGGACCUUGACGAUGAGUAUUACGCUAUUGCUAGUCAUCCAGAUUCGCCCAAGAAACUGAUCUACUUCAUCGGACUGGUGGAUAUCCUCACUUAUUAUGGUGUUAAGAAGCGCACAGCUACGGCAGCUAAAACAGUCAAGUACGGUUCUGACGCUGAGAACAUUAGCACUGUCAAGCCAGACCAGUAUGCUCGACGUCUACUAGAUUUCAUUACCCGAGCUGUGACUCCGUAA